Centropristis striata (black sea bass) is the source of this 5769-nucleotide messenger RNA. RefSeq names its product SEC24 homolog C, COPII coat complex component (gene sec24c). The coding region runs from base 210 to 3989 and encodes 1259 amino acids. NCBI's taxonomy places the organism in Eukaryota, Metazoa, Chordata, Actinopteri, Perciformes, Serranidae. Gene Ontology annotation, biological process: COPII-coated vesicle cargo loading; endoplasmic reticulum to Golgi vesicle-mediated transport; intracellular protein transport. The transcript is spliced from 25 exons. Gene Ontology annotation, molecular function: SNARE binding; zinc ion binding. The record is from RefSeq and is a predicted model, not a curated record. Gene Ontology annotation, cellular component: COPII vesicle coat; endoplasmic reticulum exit site.
CGCUCUGCGGUCUCCGGAUGUGGACGUGGCACAGCGCUGCAGCAGUUCCGCUGAAUGUCCGCUUCUGAUACCGAGAAGGGAUUAGUGAGAAACACCCCGGGACGACAUCGGCUUCACAGUUUGUCGGUCACCGGGUUUCAACCGUUUACCCCAAACAGAGGGCAGCCUUACUAUUUACAUCACUUCGGAGAUUUAGGGAUGAACUGAGGAUGAAUGUAAACCAGCACACUCCAAUGGCCUCCCCAUACGGCCAGCCCCAGCCUGGUUACGGCCAGCCCGGCUACGCUCCCCUGGAUGGGGGAUACCCUGCACCUUACGCAUCUUAUGCACCCUACAACGGGCCUGCUUCAGCCUACCAGCCCGGGGCUCCACCACAAGGUUAUUCUCCUUUCACAAGUUUUCCCUCUAAGGCUGUGACUGCCAACCCAGUCUCUGACCUCUCCUCUCCUCUUGACUUAGGUCCUGCUAGGGGUCCUCCCGCCUCAGGAGCCCCUCCAGUCUCAGCGCCUCAACCAUAUAGUCAGUACAGUCACAGUCAAGGGGACAUGCAGAAUGGACCCCCACCUAUGACGCAGGCACCACCCAGGCCUCCUGCGUCUCAGCCAUUCAACCAGGGAGCUGUGAACAUGCCAGGGCCCCAACCCUCCUUUCCCCAACAAUACGGGGCCCCACCCUCGAUGCAGCAGGUCACUAACCAGAUGACAGGGAUGCAGAUCACCUCUGGACCACCGACCCCUGCAGGGCCAGUAUAUGCUCCACCUCACAGCUCACAGCCUCCUGCCAGUACUGCCUACUCACCCGCACCUCCACCCUCUUACACCCAAGCCCCUCCCCCUGCGUCCUCUGCUCCGACCCAACCUCCACCUCCCAGUGGCCCUGCAGCUUCUCAGCAAUACUAUGGAGGCCCACCACCUCCUUCUCUACAGCCAUUCAACUCUUCGCUUCCCCCUACCUCUCAGCAGCAGUUCACCUCUCCUGCACCGCCACCUCCUUCCUCUCAGCAAAACUUUCCUCCCUCCUCCUACGCGGGACCAGCGCCUCCACCCAACCAAGCACCUGCUCCCCCAGUCUCCCAGCCACAGCAGUCCUUCCCUCCAGCCCAGCCCCCUUUCUCCUCAGCACCUCCACCCGUCAGUCAGCCUGCCUUCGUCUCUGCUCCGCCUCCCCAUUCCCAGGGCUCCUUCCCACCUAGAGCGCCCCCUCCUUCCUCUCAGCCUGGGUCUUUUCCUCCUCCUGGUCCUCCCCCAACCUCAGUGGCCUCUGGCCAGUACCCAGGUCCCAUGCCACCACAACAGCAGCCCCCUCCAUCCCAGCCAUCCCCCUACCACUCAGGCCCCCCUCCUCCCAGAGCUCAGAUGCCUCCCACUUCCAUGGCUCAGAGUAACCACCUGCCUCCAGGACCACAGGGCCCACCAGGACCUCCUGGGCCCAUGCAGCAGCCUCCAACUCAGCCUGGCAUGCAGGGAGGAUACCCUCCUCAGCAGAAUGGUGCAUUUGGGCAGGUGAGAGGCCCUCAGCCUGGCUAUGCAGGCCCUUAUCCCGGGCAACCAAAUUACGGAGCCCCAGCACCAGCACCGGCUCCUGCUCCUGCUGCACAGAAAAGACUUGACCCAGAUGCCAUUCCUAGCCCGCAAGCGUCUGACAUGCCGGCUGUGCAGAAAUCAAGACAUAGAAUAGAUCCAGACGCUAUCCCCAGCCCAAUCCAGGUAAUAGAGGACGACAGGGCUAAGAGCACUGAGGCAUUCACCACAGGGGUCAGAGGUCAGGUCCCACCGCUGGUCACCACCAACUUCCAGGCCAAAGACCAAGGGAACGCCAGUCCCAGGUUUGUCCGCUGUACGGCCUACAAUAUGCCUUGCACAGCCGACAUGGCCAAGCAGUCUCAGGUGCCUCUGGCCGCCGUCAUCAAGCCGCUCGCUACGCUGCCGCCAGAUGAGAUCCCUCCAUACCUGGUGGACCACGGCGAGGGCGGUCCGAUCCGCUGCAACCGCUGCAAGGCCUACAUGUGUCCAUACAUGCAGUUCAUUGAGGGAGGUCGCCGCUUCCAGUGUGGCUUUUGCAGCUGCGUCACAGAGGUGCCUCCACAUUACUUCCAGCAUCUGGACCACACUGGUAAGAGGGUGGACUGCUACGACAGGCCGGAGCUUUCUCUGGGCAGCUAUGAGUUCCUGGCCACUGUUGACUACUGUAAGAACAACAAGAUUCCUCAGCCUCCAGCCUUCAUCUUCCUUAUCGACGUGUCCUACAACGCUGUGAAGAGCGGCAUGGUCAACAUUGUCUGCCAGGAACUCAAGACCCUCCUAGACUACCUGCCCAGGGAAAACCCAGAAAUGGAGUCCGUGGUGCGGGUGGGUUUUGUCACCUACAACAAGGUUUUGCACUUCUACAACGUCAAGUCGAGCCUGGCUCAGCCCCAGAUGUUGGUGGUGUCAGACGUAUCGGACAUGUUUGUUCCGCUGCUCGACGGCUUCCUGGUCAACGUAAAUGACAGCCGGCUAGUUAUCGAGAGUUUGCUGGACCAGAUCCCAGAGAUGUUUGCAGACACCAGGGAGACGGAGACGGUCUUUGGACCGGUCAUCCAGGCAGGACUGGAGGCACUCAAGGCUGCAGACUGUUCAGGGAAGCUGUUUGUGUUUCACACCUCUCUGCCCAUCGCAGAGGCUCCUGGAAAACUAAAGAACAGAGAAGACAAGAAGCUGGUUGGCACAGAUAAAGAGAAGUCUCUCUUUCAGCCUCAGGUGGGUUUCUACAACACCCUGGCUAAGGAGUGUGUAGCACAGGGCUGUUGUGUGGAUCUCUUCCUCUUCCCCAACCAGUAUGUGGACGUUGCCACGUUAGGGGUGGUUCCUGUCUCCACUGGAGGUUCUGUCUACAAAUACACCUACUUCCAGGCUCAGUCGGACAAGGAGCGAUUCUUGAACGACCUCAGACGAGACGUUCAGAAACUCGUAGGCUUUGAUGCGGUCAUGAGGGUGCGAACCAGCACAGGUAUCAGAGCGACAGACUUCUUCGGCUCCUUCUUCAUGAGUAACACCACAGACGUGGAGCUGGCCGGCCUCGACUGUGACAAGGCCAUCACAGUCGAGUUCAAACACGAUGACAAGCUCAGCGAGGAGACGGGGGCACUGAUGCAGUGCGCCGUGCUGUACACCAGCUGCAGCGGCCAAAGGCGUCUCCGUGUCCACAACAUGGCGGUCAACUGCUGCUCUCAGCUGGCCGACCUCUACCGCAACUGUGAGACCGACACAAUCAUCAACUUCUUCUCCAAAUACGCUUUCCGAGGCCUCCUGAACAACAACACUAAGGCAGUUAGAGACACUCUGGUCAACCAGUGUGCUCAGAUUCUGGCCUGCUACCGAAAGAACUGUGCAAGUCCCUCGUCAGCUGGUCAGCUGAUCCUCCCAGAGUGCAUGAAGCUGCUGCCCGUCUACCUGAACUGUGUGCUGAAGAGCGACGUGCUGCUGCCGGGAGCCGACGUCUCGUUGGACGACCGGGCUUACCUGAGGCAGCUGAUCAGCUGCAUGGACGUCUCAGAGACCCAUGUCUUCUUCUACCCCCGCCUGCUGCCACUGACCAAGUUGGAAAGCGGCUCGUUGCCCGUGGCGGUGAGGGACUCGGAGGAGAGGCUGUCUAAAGGCGGCAUUUACAUCCUGGAGACGGGACUCCACCUCUUCCUGUGGGUGGGUGCCAGUGUCCAGCAGGAGCUGCUGGUCAACAUCUUCGGCACGCCGAGCUUCAGCCAGAUAGAACCGAGCUUGGCAAGUCUGCCAGAGCUGGAUAACCCCUUCUCUCAGAGACUCCGAGAGAUCAUCGAAUCCUUCAGAGCACAGCGAUCACGAUACAUGAAGCUGAUGGUGGUGAAACAGGAGGACAGGGCUGAGCUGAUAUUCAGGCACUUCCUGGUGGAGGACAAGAGCGCCAGCGGGGGAGCGUCAUACGUGGACUUCUUGUGUCACAUGCACAAGGAGAUCCGCCAGCUUCUGAGCUAGGCCUACAGACACCCACCUCCACCUGUAUGACCCAAACACGAAAGAAAGCGCUUUACCUUUUUUUUUUUUUUAACCUAUUAAACUAAAGCUCUCCUUGCUGUCUGUCAAGCUGAGAGAUCAGCUUACAGAUCUCGUUGUAUGUGUGUGUGUUUGUUGGUGCGAGUGCGUGUGUGUCUGCGAGAAAGAGAGAGUCUGAUGUUAAUAGAGCUUUACUCUGCCUCAAAUCUACUGCUCCAACACAGCGGGAGCAAAAUAACUGACGAGGGAGAGUAAUGUAUAUACACAAGUGAACAAUUAUGUAUGCAACAGACUGAGCGAGUGACGGAGACGGCGGAUGUUGACUGUAGUCGUGUACUGUCUGUAUUACGAGCACUGAAAAGGCUGUUUUGGGUGCAUUAAUGACCCUUAGAUAGCAAACACUUUUUAUAUGAUUGAAUCCCAAUAGAGUGAAGGACAUCUACAUACCAAGACAUAAAUGGAAUUAAAUAAAUGCUGUUCUCUCUGUCUCUUCUCCCCUUUAAUCAUGGCCUUAGUACCCCCCUCCCCAUGCUGCUCCAAUCAUCCAUGUGUGUGUGCGCCUGUGUGUAUGUUUUUCCAGAAAGAUGUGAGAGGAUUAGUUGCCCACUGCCCAAUUCUUAUUUCCUGGUGAGUCUCCAGGCCUGAGCAUCCAAAUUUAAGGCUAAAUUAUCAGCUCAAGAAGAGCCUGAUUACCUUUUUACCUGCAGAAGGCAAUAGAGACGUAUCUUGAAAUGUAAAAUCUGUUUUUAGUGUCCACAGGUGAGCAGAAAAUAAAGGUGCACAUGGCUGCUGUUAUUACAGUUUUUGGUUUGAUCCAGAUUUGUUAAAAUUGGCGAACAUCUGGCUCAGGUGUUUGGUCACUGAUGCACCAGAUGUGCAAUUCAACUUGCUGUCGUGAUUCUGUUACAAGAGGACGCUUUCAUUAGUUCAAAGUCUAUGCAGCAGAGAGAGACAAAAUAAAAUGAGAAAUGAAUGACGGGUGUGAACUUUUGAUCUGAGCAUCACAGCGAUUGGAAAUCCUCCCCAUGAUUAGCUUCUGUGGAUGAUUCUGUCUGUUGAUCAUUUGUAGUGCUGCAGACUUUAUAUUAAUCAGUUGUUCUGAUGUCCAAAAUUGUAUUUUUGAAGAAGAAAAAAAGCAAUUUCCAGCAGACAGAAAUGAGCACAGAACGACAGCGGAUAAAUGGACAUCAGUUAAUGUCUGCAAAUUUUGUCUCCGCACUGACGGUGUUCAGUGUGUAAAUAAAAUAUAUAAUCUGUACAGAAUAAAUAGAAAAUAACAAUUUUAAAGACCUGCCUGAACAGCUGUGGUUUGUUGAUGGUUGGUUUCUCUGUCACAAAUAGCCGAAAUAUAAAAUCAUGGCUUUUACUGAAGAGAGGAAGAUGCCUUGACUGGCUUUUUGAUAUGUUUGUGUAUGUGUGAGUGCAAGGUGAAGGUGUGCAUGUGUGUGUGAAUAUGGGGUCGGUCCUGGUGAAUUUCUGCAGAGGAACAGAGGGAUCUGCCAACACACACAUACACACACACUAACCCAGAGAUUAAAUUCAGUCUUCAUUUAUUAUUUUCUGUUCCUUUUUAACAAUGUGACUUUGUGUUUGUUUGGUGUGUGUGUAGCCCUCUGUUCCGUCUUUAUGUUCACUGACUCUGAUUGGCCCACCGUCUUGACUGUAAUCUUAAUUUCUGUUCCUUUUUAUUUUCUUUGAUUUGUUUCUUUUUUCAUUGCCUCUUGGGACUGCUAAUAAAAUGAUUGUUAAAAGUGAAACUCAA